Messenger RNA from Nothobranchius furzeri (turquoise killifish), 2748 nucleotides. RefSeq names its product tripartite motif-containing protein 16-like. Gene Ontology annotation, molecular function: protein binding; zinc ion binding. The record is from RefSeq and is a predicted model, not a curated record. Lineage: Eukaryota; Metazoa; Chordata; Actinopteri; Cyprinodontiformes; Nothobranchiidae.
UUCACACACAGGUGAAAACAAGUGGGGCACUAAUAUAUUACUAUGACUCACUCUGAUUGGUUAAGGGUCAAACAAAGGCGUGUCAUUCGCCUGAGGUAAGUUCCCUUUUCAUUCAGAGGCAGAAAUUCUGAACUUGAUUAAAAGAAAGACGACCAGUAAACCAAACUUUGGUAUUACCAUUCAGCCACUUGUCUGAUGUGUGGCUGCAGCUGUCACACCCAUCAUACACCAAAUAUUGAUCUAGUUUCCUCCUGUUCUUCUGGCUGUUACCGUAAAGUCCCGAAAGGAUACAAUUGGAAUUUACAAGAACUAAUGAGUCUUACUGUUCAGAGACAAUCCUCUCUCUGGAAUGAAGCAAAACGUGUACAGCCCUCCCCUCCCCCUUUUGCUUGUUUGUGUUUAUAUAAAACUGCGCUCCUUCAGUCAUUCCUCAUUAGUCAGCUAUCAAGAUGGAACUCAUGCGAGGGCUUCACCUCGAACGGGAGCGAUUCUGUUGCUCGUUGUGCUCUGACUUGUUUAAUAAUCCUGUGACGAUACCUUGUGGACACUUCUUUUGCAUGAAAUGCAUCAAGAAGCACUUGGAUGAUGAGCAAGAACGUGGGAUCUACAGCUGCCCUGAUUGCAGGGAGAUCUUUAUGCAGCGACCUCGGCUGGUCAAAAGUGACGUGGUGGAACAUAUUGUGGAACAGCUGAGGAUGACUGCUGCUCCACCUGAUGCUCUUGUUAAAAAAUGCAAUGCUGGAAGUGAAGAUGUAGCCUGUGAUUUCUGCACUGAGAAAAAACUCAAAGCUGUAAAAUCCUGUCUGCAAUGUUUGGCUUCGUAUUGUGAGGAACACCUUCAGCAUCAUAAGGACGUGCCCGCCCUCAGGAAACACAGGUUGGUGGAAGCAACAGCAAAUCUUGUGGAGAGUAUCUGCUUUCAACAUCACGAAGUCAUGAAGCUGUUCUGCCAGACUGAUCAGUGCUGCAUCUGUAAUGUCUGCUUAGAGGAUGGACACAGAGGCCAUAAAAAAGUCUCCACAGAAGCAGAAAGAGCCGAGAAGGACAGAGAGCUUCAGGUGGCUCGGCAAAACAUCCAGCUGAGAAUCCAGGAGAAAGAUAAAGAUGUGAUGGCUUUUAAACAGGAAGAGGACGAGAUUUGUCAGUCAGCUGACAGUGCACUGAUCACCACCGAGAAGGCUUUCACAGAGCUCAUUUAUAUGAUUGAGAAAAAGCUCUCGCAUGUAAAAGAAGGCAUCCUGUCAAGGCAGAACGCCGAUGUGGGUCGGUAUAAAAAUGUUCGGGAUAAGCUGGAGGAUGAGAUUGCCAAGUUGACUAGAAAAGAUACCGAGCUGGACAAGCUUUCCCGUACAGAGAACCACACUCACUUUCUAUUGCAUUAUCACUCAUUGGCUCAUCUGGAUGAUUAUAAAUACCAACCCAUUUACAAGCUUCGCCGUCAACGUAACUUUGACAGAGUUUCAGUGGUUGUGUCGGAAGCCAGAAAUAGGCUGGAGGCGGUCCUUAAUGAAGAAGUGUCUAAGAUUCUGUUUGCAAUAUCCGGGACCAAUGGUGUCCCACCAGUUCCUCAAGCCGAGCCAGAGGCUGUUGCCUCUCCUGUCCAGACCACAGCUGAGUUUGUAAAAGGCAGAAUCCUCCAAAACAGAACAAGCCCCACGUCUCCUAGAUCUGAACUUUCACAGAACAAAGAGAAUUUCAUUCAAUUCAAUGGGGAUCAUGUCGAUUCUAACCCUUUUCCAUCCAGAGGCACCCCCAAAGUUACCAAAAAGAACUUUUUACUAGCCAAGCCUUACCCUGAGAGUAAUGGCCAUGACUUCCUACCGAUCAAAACCAGCCCCAAAUCAAACUUUUCAAAGCCUCCUGAAAAGGCUCUCAGACAGGACUCUUCCUCAACCAGUGCUUCGCUCCGCUUUACCAAACAUAAAAUGUCACGGGCCAAAGCUGACGUCUUUGAAAGCCAAGGUGACAUUAAAAAAAAAGUGGAUUUGAUGGGGACCAAUCAAAUAAUUAGAAGUGUGUCUCGGUGUAGUCUGAACAAUGCUGAUUUUAUGCGACUCACACCUGAAAUUCUACUGGACAGAGUGUCGACCAGAGACAAACUUAUACUGAAUAGAUCUGACUUCUUACGUGUUGCUAAACAGAUCACGUUAGAUCCAAACACUGCCAACCCGCAUCUGCUAAUAACAAUGGAGAACAGAGAAGUACACUACAUGACGGAUGAACUGCCGUAUUCUAACCACCCAGAAAGGUUUGCAUAUUCCUGGCAAGUCCUGAGUAAGCAGAAUCUGACCGACCGAUGUUACCUGGAAGUGGAGGGAAGUGGAAGAGGAGCUAUGGUGGCACUCGCUUACAAGGACAUCAGCAGAACUGGAACCUUCAAUGAAUGCACAUUUGGGCAAAAUGACAAGUCCUGGGCCUUAGAUUGUUUCGAAAACAGUUUUGAAUUUAGACAUAACAAGAUCAAGACUCGCAUCCCAGGCACAUGGUCCAGCAGAGUAGGAGUUUACCUGGAUUACAAAGAAGGUCUUCUGUCCUUCUACAGUGUCUCUGAAACCAUGACUCUUCUCCAUGAAGUCAAGGCUAAAUUCACUCAGCCGCUCCAUGUUGGAUUCUGGCUCUCUGAUGGAGCAUCAGCCAAAGUGUGCAAGUUCAGUUAGGCUGCUGUUUCUCAGUGAUAUAAAUGCAAGUAUGUUUUCUCUAAAAUGAUGUAAAUACAGAUAGAGGUCUAAAUGUCUAAACAACAGGUUU